CCCGCAUUCCUCCGCGCGGGGGUGUCAGAUCGCGUCAUGCCGGUCAUGGCGACGGUGCGUUCAUGUCCAUGAGGCGGGAAGCGCGAGCUCCACACGCGGUUUGAAGUGAUCCCAGACAGCGAAAUCAACGAUGGCUGGCGUUUUCGACAUCGAUCUGGACCAGCCAGAGGAAAAUGUCUCCGAUGAUGAGCUGGAGGAGGCUCAGAUCAAUGACAUCAUGGAUCAGUGCAGUGGCUUUGAGUUUAACAUGGACGACUGUGAGAAGAUUGAGAUAUCAGAGGACAAUGUGAACCAAGGCACAGAGAACAUCCGUCCUGAGUGCUUUGAGCUUCUCCGUGUGUUGGGAAAAGGAGGUUAUGGAAAGGUUUUCCAGGUUCGAAAAGUAUCUGGUGCAGGAUUAGGAAAAAUAUUUGCAAUGAAAGUCUUAAAAAAGGCUAUGAUUGUACGCAACGCCAAGGACACAGCGCAUACUAAAGCAGAGAGGAACAUCUUAGAGGAAGUCAAGCAUCCUUUCAUCGUUGAUCUAAUCUAUGCCUUUCAGACGGGCGGCAAGCUUUACCUCAUCCUUGAAUACCUAAGUGGUGGGGAGCUUUUCAUGCAGCUUGAGCGAGAGGGGAUUUUCAUGGAGGACACGGCCUGCUUUUACUUGGCUGAAAUCUCUAUGGCUCUCGGACACCUGCAUCAGAAAGGCAUUAUCUACAGAGAUCUCAAACCUGAGAACAUCAUGCUCAAUAACCAAGGACAUGUAAAACUGACUGAUUUCGGGCUGUGUAAGGAGUCAAUUCAUGACGGCACAGUGACACAUACUUUCUGUGGCACUAUUGAAUACAUGGCUCCAGAGAUCCUCAUGAGAAGCGGACACAAUCGGGCUGUUGACUGGUGGAGUCUGGGGGCUUUGAUGUAUGACAUGUUAACUGGAGCACCCCCAUUUACAGGAGAGAACCGGAAAAAAACCAUUGACAAAAUUCUUAAAUGCAAACUGAACCUCCCACCCUACCUCACACAAGAAGCCAGGGACCUUCUCAAAAGGCUACUGAAAAGAAGUGCCUCAUCUCGGCUUGGGGCUGGACCUGGAGAUGCUACAGAAGUACAGACUCAUCCCUUCUUCCGACACGUUAAUUGGGAUGACCUUCUCGCGCGUAAAGUAGAACCACCAUUCAAGCCUUUCUUGCAAUCUGCUGACGAUGUGAGCCAGUUUGAUUCAAAGUUCACCAGCCAGACUCCCGUUGACAGUCCUGAUGACUCCACACUGAGCGAAAGUGCAAAUCAGGUCUUUUUGGGUUUUACCUAUGUAGCUCCAUCUGUGUUGGAAAAUAUAAAGGAAAAGUUCUCAUUUGAGCCAAAAAUUCGUUCACCUCGCCGGUUUUUGGGAAGCCCUCGCACGCCUGUCAGCCCGAUUAAGUUCUCAGGAGAUUGUUGGCCACGAGGUCCCAUUUUGACCGGAUCCUCCACCCUCCAGUCCCCCACAGAACUCGCUAUGGAAGUGUCCACCAUGGAUCAGAUGGAGGUCCAGGCUAGUUCCGAGGCCACCGCCCCACUUCCCAUCCGGCAACCCACUGGCUCCAACGUGGGCCAGUUUAAGCAGCAGGCCUACCCCGUGAUCUCCAAAAGGCCAGAGCAUCUACGUAUGAACCUAUGACCAUUAGUCCAACUUAGAGUUUUCCUUUGCUUUCUCUAUUUCUUUUAUAUGGACACUUGGGGAGAAGAAAGGUUCCCACCGUCACUACCAUCUGCUAUAUACUGUCCUUCACAUCUGAUGAGCAUGUGUCUUUCACUGAGUUUGAGAAACUGCUGCAGUUCCUCGCAUCCCAAAACCUCAGAGCACAUUCUUAGAUGAUUCCUGUCAUUACAUAUCAAAUGGACUAUCAGGAUCGGGCCUUUUUUUGGAUUAUCAGCUUUUUUUACAUGAUUUUACCAUAAAAGGAACAUCAAACAAACAAAAAAAGAUUAAAAAAAAAAAAGACACCAUUUGCAAAUGUGCAGAUGAGUUGAUGAUCCCUGCAAGAUGAUCAAGUGAUGUUGAGGAAUUUCUUCCAGUGGGAUGCUUUGAGUUUUUACAGUAUUUCCGAGGAAAGCUGAAUCGCUUUCCAGCUGUUAAACAAUUGUACAAAUCAUUGUGGAUUGCAGAAUGAGAUGCGUUUGUGGGAGUUUCGCUCAACGGAGGUUCGAACCCUGACUUAAGUCUUAUACAGUUUUAAAUGAGUGUAUCCCACAGUGCUGUAUAGAUGAUGGAUAAAUACACGAGCCUCAAUAAAAACAAAUAUGUUGACUUUUGAAACUUUA
This is a messenger RNA of Onychostoma macrolepis, 2283 nucleotides long. RefSeq names its product ribosomal protein S6 kinase b, polypeptide 1b (gene rps6kb1b). Bases 131 to 1639 code for a protein of 502 amino acids. The transcript is spliced from 15 exons. Gene Ontology annotation, biological process: signal transduction; protein phosphorylation. Lineage: Eukaryota; Metazoa; Chordata; Actinopteri; Cypriniformes; Cyprinidae. The record is from RefSeq and is a predicted model, not a curated record. Gene Ontology annotation, molecular function: ATP binding; protein serine/threonine kinase activity.